This is a messenger RNA of Alternaria burnsii, 210 nucleotides long. RefSeq lists its product as uncharacterized. The coding region runs from base 1 to 210 and encodes 69 amino acids. The transcript is spliced from 2 exons. Lineage: Eukaryota; Fungi; Ascomycota; Dothideomycetes; Pleosporales; Pleosporaceae. The record is from RefSeq and is a predicted model, not a curated record.
AUGAUACACGACUCACUACCUCCGACUCCCAACCAGACACGAAAUAAAUGGUCGCGACAAGACAUCUUUACCCUUGUUAGUGUCUGCGUAGCAAUAGUUGGAAUCUUCAUUGGCGUAAUAGUCGCAUCACCUGAAAUUGCGCGAUGCGAGUACGACGCAGAAGGAUACGGCAGCAAGAACAGCAAGACGAAGCUAGAAGACGAAUGCUAG